Messenger RNA from Haplochromis burtoni (Burton's mouthbrooder), 1936 nucleotides. Its product is annotated as ATP-binding cassette sub-family C member 2. The coding region runs from base 50 to 916 and encodes 288 amino acids. The record is from RefSeq and is a predicted model, not a curated record. The transcript is spliced from 6 exons. Gene Ontology annotation, biological process: transmembrane transport. Gene Ontology annotation, cellular component: apical plasma membrane. Gene Ontology annotation, molecular function: ATP binding; ATPase-coupled transmembrane transporter activity; ATP hydrolysis activity. NCBI's taxonomy places the organism in Eukaryota, Metazoa, Chordata, Actinopteri, Cichliformes, Cichlidae.
UCCUGUUGGGGUUCUGCAGGUAACCCAGACCCUCAACUGGCUGGUGAGGAUGACCUCAGAGCUGGAGACCAAUAUUGUAGCUGUGGAGAGAGUGAACGAAUACACUCAGCUUAAGAACGAGGCUGACUGGGUAACUGACACUCGACCUCCACAGAUGUGGCCAGAGGCAGGAAGAGUGCAUUUUGAGAACUACAAAGUCCGUUACAGACCUGAAUUGGAUUUAGUGCUGCAUGGAAUCACUUGUGACAUCAACAGCACUGAGAAGAUCGGUAUUGUCGGUCGCACAGGAGCUGGGAAAUCAAGUCUUACCAACUGCCUGUUUAGAAUUAUUGAAGCUGCUGAAGGUCGCAUCCUCAUUGACGAUGUAGAUAUCGCUACAAUAGGCCUGCAUGACCUGAGAAACAGACUCACAAUUAUACCACAGGAUCCCGUUUUGUUCUCGGGGUCACUGAGGAUGAACCUGGAUCCAUUUGACAAGUUCAGCGAUGAGGAGAUUUGGAGAGUGCUGGAGCUCUCUCAUCUAAAGAGCUAUGUAUCAGCGCUGCAGGAAGGAUUACAGCAUAAAGUGGCAGAGGGAGGAGAAAACCUCAGUGUUGGGCAGAGGCAGCUGCUGUGUCUGGCUCGAGCUCUCCUGAGAAAGUCACGUAUCCUAAUUCUGGAUGAAGCCACGGCAGCUGUUGACCUGGAGACAGACAACCUGAUUCAGAACACCAUCCGCAAAGAGUUCUCAGACUGCACAGUCCUUACCAUCGCCCACCGCCUGCACAGUAUCAUGGACAGCUCUAGGGUAAUGGUGCUUGAUGCUGGAAAAAUAGUGGAAUUUGAUUCGCCGAACAACAUGCUUGAAAAAGAAGGUCAUUUCUACGCCAUGGCAAAGGAUGCUGGGAUAACACUAGAAAGCAGCACACAUUUAUAACUUUGUACUUGUUUUAUAUAUGAUUUAGCUCCAACAGUUUCAGGUUUCAGGUUCCAUAAAAUGUACUAAUUGUGUUGUGAGAUUGUUUUUUGUUUUUUUUUUAAUUAGGAUAGCUGUUGGAAAAAAAAACACACAAAAAAAUGAAAGAUACAAAACAAAAGUGUAAUGUCUAGUGUAAGGUGUGAUUACAGGAGGUUGAGGGUCACAUGAGAACUCGUCUGGGCUUCUUUUGCAGUUGUUGUAGCAUAUGUUGGGUAACACUCUAUACAGUGGUGGGAAACUGAUUUUCCCAAGGGACCAAAUAAGAAACAGGCUCUGAUGAGGAGGGCUGUUGUGAAGGGAGGCAGACUCAGUUUCUCAUGUGUCUGCUUGGGGAAUUAAUUGGCCACCAUUGCUCUAUCCUGUAUUGGUUGCAAACUCCAUUCUACAAUUUUUUUGAUUUUUACUUUGAAAUUCCUUUAAUUUCAUGCCAACAUCAACUGUCAUUCUGUUAUGUUUUGCUUAUUAACAUAAUAAUAGUGCUAUUUCCACAUGCUGAGUGCACGAAGAGUGAUGUUGGUGACAACCAGAUAAUAUUUUCAAUUUUUUCUAUUACAGUGUAAGAUCCAAAAGCAGAUAUGACCUACUGCUGUAAUUAAGUGAUACGAGACAAUAUAUUGAGGAGAAGAGCAAAGAGAAUGAAAAGAGUUGUUUGCACAAGACAACAAAGCAGGGGAAUUGGAAUACAUGUGUCUCUAAAGUAUGAAGAACUAUACUUGAUGUAUAUUUAUUCAUCCAUUUAUCUGCCUUUAGUUAUUUUUUUGUUUUGUUGCACUUUAUUCUAAUUAAUGGGGGUUUUUCAGCAUGCAGAAUAGGAUAGCACUUAAAAAAAUGUGGAAAGACUGCUCCAGGUGAGGCUCGAACUCACAACCUCGGCAUUGCUCUACAAUGUACUGUCAUAUAAGUACCACACGCUAACCGAUUGCGCCACUGGAGCACAUGAAUCAUUUUCCAUAUUGAAUUAAAAACAUACUUUUUGUA